AUGAUACAUGGAUUGUUUAGUGAACGUAGAUUUUCCGAGGGCUGGAAACUUUUCAAGGAUAUGGAAGCUCGACGAGUAUGUCCUGAUAUAUAUACUUAUAGUACAUUGUUGGAUGGGCUGUGCAGGAAUGGGGAGACUGAUGAAGCUCUUUCUUUUCUGCAUACGAUUGAAGGGAAAGGAGUUGAUCUCGAUAGAGUUACAUAUGGGGCUGUCAUUAAUGGAUUAUGCAAAAAUGGGAAACUUGAUGUUGCCAGAGAUCUUUUCAACCAACUGCCUUCUAGAGGUGUGCUACCUAAUGCUCGAAUGUAUACAAUGAUCAUUGAUGCACUUUGUCAUGAAGGUUCUACGGAGGAGGCACAAUGUUUGCUUACAGAGAUGCAGAGUCAUGGUUGUGCACCUACCAGCGUGACAUACAACAUCAUGACGCGAAGUUUCCUAAAGAAGAAAGAGCUUAGCAAGGCAAUACCAUACUUGGAAAUAUUCUAA
Molecule: messenger RNA, 486 nt
Organism: Salvia miltiorrhiza (redroot sage)
Lineage: Eukaryota; Viridiplantae; Streptophyta; Magnoliopsida; Lamiales; Lamiaceae
Product: putative pentatricopeptide repeat-containing protein At1g12700, mitochondrial
Exons: 2
Coding region: 1-486 (161 amino acids)
Molecular function (GO): protein binding
Source: RefSeq, a predicted model, not a curated record